Messenger RNA from Cuscuta europaea, 1953 nucleotides. The record is from the annotation of a GenBank genome assembly. NCBI's taxonomy places the organism in Eukaryota, Viridiplantae, Streptophyta, Magnoliopsida, Solanales, Convolvulaceae.
ACUCCCUCUGAGCUAACAUACGCAGAACGACGACAUGCACAUGGGAAAAGAGAAGCAAAAUCAUCAAGAAUAUUUACUACUACGUAUUCAAUUUGAAUAGAGAUCCAAAUUAAAAACACAGAACAAAUAGUUCGUGAUCAGAUCACCUGCCCGAGUGCCCGGCCUCUUCGAUCAUCGUCAUCAUCAUCUUGUGAUCUCAGAUUCUAGCUGUUUAGAAAAAAAGAUGAGUUCUCUUCCCCGGCCUUCCCGCACCUACCAGAUAGCCAUGUAUCCCUGGUUUGCACUUGGCCACCAAAUCGCAUUCCUCCGUCUGGCCAACAAAAUAGCGUCAAGAGGUCACAAAAUCUGGUUCUUCACCCCUAAUAGCUCGCGACGCGUGGUUGAGCAUUUCAACCAUCACCCACACCUCAUUGCCUUCGUCCCGGUCACCGUCCCGCACGUUCCGGGACUCCCUCCCGGAGCCGAGACCACCGCGGACGUCCCCUUCUCUACUUCCCAUCUCAUCAUGGAAGCCAUGGAUAUGACACAAGAGGAGAUCGAGAAGGAGCUCUUGAAUCUCAAAGUCGAUAUCGUGUUCUUUGAUUACACCCACUGGAUACCCAAGAUGGCCCGUAGAAACGGCAUGCGAUCCGUGUUCUACAGCACCAUUAGUCCUGUGAUGCAUGGAUAUGCAAUCUCUCCCGAACGACGCAUUCCGUGGAGAAACUUAACAGAAGCCGACAUGAUGAAAGCUCCGGGUAAUUUCCCGGACCUAUCUAUCACGCUACGUGCUCAUGAGGCACGUGGCUUCACAGCGAGAACCAUCAUGAAGUUCGGUGGGGAUAUCACUUUCUUCGAUCGGAUAUUCACCGGCGUCAGUGAUUGUGAUGCUAUAGCGUACAGUACAUGUCGGGAGCUUGAAGGGCCAUUCUGUGACUACAUUGAAGCCCAGUAUAAAAAACCUGUCCUGCUCGCUGGCCCGGCCCUUCCGGUGCCACCAGACACCACCAUGGACGAAAGCUGGUCAGACUGGCUGGGGAAAUUCGAGAAAGGCUCUGUUGUAUACUGUGCAUUCGGUAGUGAAUGCAUUCUGGAGAAGGAUCAGUUCCAGGAACUACUAUGGGGCCUUGAGCUUACCGGAAUGCCAUUCUUUGCUGCACUGAAAACACCGUCCGGUGCAGACUCCAUUAAAGCUGCCAUUCCAGAAGAACUAAAAAGAAAGCUACAAGGAAGAGGAAUUGUGUGCGGGAAAUGGGUUGAACAGCAACUGUUUCUUCAGCACCCGUCGGUGGGUUGCUUCGUGACUCACUGUGGGUGGGCUUCACUCUCAGAAGCACUGGUGAAUAAGUGCCAGAUUGUGCUGUUACCACAUGUAGGAGAUCAAAUCAUCAAUGCGAGGAUAAUGAGUUUGAGCCUCAGAGUUGGGGUGGAGGUGGAGAAAGGGGAACAGGACGGGCUGUUCACAAAGGAGGGUGUGUGCAAGGCGGUGAGAGGUGUGAUGGAUGAGGAGAGUGAGACGGGAAGAGAGACCAGAGCUAACCAUGACAGGUUGAGGGAGUUCCUGCUGAACAAAGACCUAGAGUCAAACUACAUAGAACUUUUCAAUGAGAAACUGCAUGCCCUCUUUGCUUGAUCAUUGUUUUGGUUGGAAUAAUUAGGUGACUAUCUCGUUGAGUGGUACUUUGGUUUUUCUUUCGUCUUACUAUGGCGUUAUAUGUAUUUGUUUUUGAACGGAGUUUGUAUGUGUUUCUUUUUAGGUGACAACUCUGGUACCUUUCUAAAAAAUGGGGUACCUUACCUAUCAUUCAUUUGAUUGGACCACAUCACUUUAUCAUUUUUAAUUUAGAUUUAAAUAAUUCAACUGCUACAUUUUCAUUGGUCCAUGUGGACAAAGGUAUGGUACCUUAUGGGUACCAUAGAAUCUACCUUCUUUUUAUUGUUGAUUGGUGUGGAUUAGUUUAAUUGUUUGAAGGA